AUGUCUGAACCCGAACCCCGCCGAUCCGUCAGGGCGACGAAAGGCCAACAUAAGGCGCUGGAACAGCUCGAUCAGCCGAUCGAAGCUCCCAAGCGACGCGGCGGAAACAAGAAGGGCAAAAAGGCCGCGCCGGAGCCAGAAGAGCCCGAGGAGGAAGUCAUUCGUUGCGUCUGCGGCGCUACAGAGCAAGACGAGGAUUCGGGCGAACCGUGGAUCGCAUGCGACCAGUGCGGCGCUUGGCAACAUAACAUCUGCAUGGGCAUGAGCCAAUACACGGAGGAUUUACCUAAGGAGUACUUCUGUGAGCUGUGCCGGCCUGAGAACCACAAGGAGCUACUCUCCGGAGUGGCCAAAGGGGAGAAGCCCUGGGAAACGCGCCGCAAAGUCUAUGAGGAGGAGAAGGCCGAGAAAAAGAAGAAGGGGCCAAAGAAGGGCAAGAAGCGGACGAGUGAUCUGAGGGAAGACGCCGCAUCGCAGAAAUCCAAGCAAUCACCGCCGCCGCCGCCUUCAUCCGAAUCCAAGAAGGAUGUCAAAGGCCCUGGCUUGAAGCGCAAGAACGGCGAUGCUCCUCAAGAAAAGGAUGCGAAGAAGAUACGAAGGACGAACGACGUGCAGUCUCCCCCUGUCCCAGGAUAUACACCACCAGCGGACCUUCAGACCAAGAUUUCGGCACUUCCGGACACCCGCCAAGGGCCUGCGAAAGCGUUGUUGAAGGCAUUGGUCGCUUCGGUGACGGCCGCCGAGAAGGAUGGUGUUGUUGGCUCGGAUACCUUGUCAGCGGCUGAUCGCGCUGAGCAGUUUGCGCUCCAGAUCGAGCGUGCGGUUCAUGACACUCAUCCGACUACGGCUACAUAUGCCGGGCAGAUCCGAACGCUUGCGUUCAACCUCAAGAGCAACCCUGAGCUUACGACGAGGCUUAUUAACCGGACAUUGACGCCUCCUAUGCUGGCGUCCAUGUCGACUGAGGAGCUGGCGUCGAAGGAGCUGCAGAAGGAGACUGCUGAGAUGCUGGCGAGGGCAGAGAAGCAGGCUAUUAAGAUUACCGAGGAUGCUCCCCGUGUGCGAAGGACCCAUAAGGGUGACGAGGUGAUUGAGGAUGAUCACUUCAUUACAACUGAAGAAGGGCCGUCUGCCCCCGUCAGCAGGCCCAGCGGGACGAAGCAAGAGGCCAAGGAAACGUCCGAGCCCCUAGCACACGCCAGACACCGGUCCAUUAGCGGCCAGGCGGGCGAAGCGCAACAGUCACCGACAAGAUCCGACUUUGACCUGAACAAGGUGUUUUCCACCGUUAAAUCGCCCACCGCUCCCCAAGGCCCACACCGAGCUUCGUUCGCUGCUGCUCCGCCUGGAGGUCCUGGUGAAGAUGCGGAUGUCGAUCGUAUGCUGGACGACGGAACUCAAUCUCCACCAUACUCCCCCAAGGAAGAGAGCGACCCGGAUGUGGUGUGGCGGGGCAAUGUCGUCAUGAACUCCAUCGCCGAAGUUCAGGUGGCUGCGAAGCAUAUGGGAGGCGCGAAUUUGAGCGAGACCAUUGACUUGGCCUGGGACAAGCUGCUUCCGCGUACCUUGAGCGUCUGCGGCCGUAUUGAUCAGCAGCAGGCGAUCGUGUAUCUCUGCGGGUUGCGGUACAGUCUGCCUACCGAUGUUGUGGUGGUCAGCCUGGAGCCUACCACGCAUGCCGCGAAGGCUGGGAUGCAGAAGCUCAUUGACUACUUCGUAUCUAAGAAACGGUACGGUGUGGUGGGCGACAAGGGUGUUGCAAACGUGCGCGAUACGUACCUGGUACCUGUCCCAGCUGGGACCGGCAAUCAGCCCGAGUUCAUGCUCAACCUGGCGGACAACUUCAUUCCCGAGACGAGGACGGAGCCAUUGAUGCUUUGUGUCAUUGUGUAUCGUAACGACCCGGAAACCAUCCAGCGUAUCCAUGGCACAACGGAAAUCAACCAUCCGGCGAAACUGGCUCAGCCUGCGCUUCACGCACACUCUCCGGGCACGCCGACGCCUAUUCAAGGGGGGUUCUCAGCACGGCAAUCCAUCUCGGCCCCGGCGUUCUCGCCGACUUCCCCUCAAGGCUCGUUCCCUCAGUACCCGUCGCCCAGAAUGCCGACGCCAUCUCAGCAACAGCCGCCUUCGCAGCCCGCGCCCCAACCUCCCAGACGCGCACCGAGUACGGAUGAGCUCCAACGACAAGGCGAAGCCACUGCCCGGGAGGUUUUGGGACACUUAAUCACCAGCCCUACGGUCACUUUCUUGCUCCCACAAGCUCAUAUGAUGGCGCGGAGAGAGUGGGAAUUGAUCAAGGGCAUCUACGAAACAGAUCCGAGGACCCGUGAUGAACUUCCGUACCUCAGCAGUAUUCUCGAGAAACAGGGCCAGCAGCAGCAGCAGCAGCAACAGCAGCAGCAGCUGCAACAACAACAACGUCAGCAGCAGGGGCAACCUCAAGGUAUCCCCCAACACCGAGGAGCGCCACACCCUCAGCAGCCCCAGCAACACCGGCCACAAACUCAGAACCAGCCCCCAGUACAAGCCCAGCCUCAACGUCAGUCUCCCCCUCAGCCUCUUGCGCACCAUCACCAGCAGCAACCCCACCCCGUUCGGACUACGCCGAUCCCACCGCCCCCCAUUCCGCCGGCCCCUUCUACCGGACCACCGCGGCAAACCCCUAUUCCGCCGCCCCCGAUCCCGCCUCAGGCGGCGACAAGCUCUGGGGCUCCGCCGGCUUAG
This is a messenger RNA of Dichotomopilus funicola, 2727 nucleotides long. Its product is annotated as SPOC domain-containing protein. The record is from RefSeq and is a predicted model, not a curated record. Gene Ontology annotation, biological process: DNA-templated transcription. The transcript is spliced from 3 exons. NCBI's taxonomy places the organism in Eukaryota, Fungi, Ascomycota, Sordariomycetes, Sordariales, Chaetomiaceae. The coding region runs from base 1 to 2727 and encodes 908 amino acids.